This is a messenger RNA of Nasonia vitripennis (jewel wasp), 1254 nucleotides long. It is a transcript of the gene Or299, whose product is annotated as odorant receptor 299. Gene Ontology annotation, biological process: sensory perception of smell; detection of chemical stimulus involved in sensory perception of smell. Bases 1 to 1254 code for a protein of 417 amino acids. The record is from RefSeq and is marked inferred. Gene Ontology annotation, cellular component: plasma membrane. Gene Ontology annotation, molecular function: odorant binding; olfactory receptor activity. Lineage: Eukaryota; Metazoa; Arthropoda; Insecta; Hymenoptera; Pteromalidae. The transcript is spliced from 4 exons.
AUGAAGACUGAAUCAUCGAACGCGCGGCUGAAGGGAAAAAACGUCACCUUCUGCACCGAAGUGUUCGAGUGCGACGAGAUUCUGCAACUGGACAACGAGUUGGGUCUGAUACAGUGGAGUCUAAAACUGAUGGGAAUUUGGCCAUUUUGGACGCGUUUUUCCAACGUCAAAUUUUUCCUGUGCGGUGCGAUACUCGCGUUCAAUGUGGUCGGGUGCUUUAGUGGCAUAUUGAACGUUAACAGUGACAUCGAGCAGUUCAUCGAAUGCUUGCUGUACUUUAACGUGAACUUGGCGACGCUGCUGAAAUUUCUCAUCGUCAAGUACAAGCGACGGAGCAUCGAAUUCAUCUUGAGAUGUAUACUCGACGAUUGCAGUCGCUAUUCUCACUUGUCAGUUUCUUGCAGAAGUCGCGUCGCCGGCAACAUCAAGAAGAGGAAGCUCAUGACUUUGACUUUGGCGCUGUUUAUUCUCGCUCCGGUUGCAGGUAAACGAAGUUUUUUGUCAAUGCUUUGGUCUACAGCUUACAUUUUUUCAGCCUUUGCGAUCACCAAGUACAUCGAAUACCGGGACGAUUUGGCCAUGAUACGAGAGUUGCCAAUAUUUUCGGCGCUUCCUACAUUUGUAAGACAUUCGCAAAUUUUUUAUCUCGCACUGCUGAGCGGGUUGUUCGGGAUUUUAAUGUCGACGCUCGUGAUCGUGACCAUAGAUUCCGUAUUUGCAAUUUUGAUGAUUCACGCGACCAAUCAGUUCAUCGUCCUUUCGGAAGAGCUGAAAGCGUACAGGGAAGACCAUUUGGACGCUUGUUACAAGAUCAGCAAGAAUAUGCGAAAUUGUAAGUGCAUGAGGUGUAUAAUCGACGGACAUGUGAACAUUCUAAGGUAUACCUUAAAUUUCUAUUGGUAUUCGAAAUUCAUUCUUUACAAGAUCGACAGCGUUUUCAGUAUAGUACACAUUGCCGUGAUUUUACUGUCCAUGAAUUUACAUUUGUUCAUGUAUUGCGUUACUUCCAAAAGCAUGACAGACGCCAGCGAACAGAUUGGAAUACGAGCUUUCAAAAUGAAAUGGUACAGUUUUCAAAAGACGACGGUCAGAAGCAUCGUCCUAAUGACGCUACGCUCUCAGAUUCCCUGCUACGUAACGGUUGCGAAAUUCAUUAACCUGUCCCUUGAAACUUAUACAAGUGUUUUGAAAACAUCGAUAUCGUACGCUUCUGUGAUUAUAAUUGCAAGAGAACAUCUCGUAAACGAAAGGUAA